CGCGGGCGAUUUGGAGGAAUGGCGGCCGCUUGGUCUUCCAGUCGUUGCAAGGGAUGCUCUUCUACAAGCUGUACGUGUGGCGGUGACAAGGGCAAGUGGAGCGACUCCUCUCUGUUGGGCAGGCGGCUCUCGGAAGACUCGAACCGUCACCAGCUGCUGCAGAAGUGGGCAAACAUGUGGAACUCCGUGAGCGGAGACGCGUCGGUGGCCUGUGGAGAGGGGACGCGGCGCGAGGAGGCUGCGGACCCCGCCGAGGAGGAGGACAGGCCGCUGGUGUUUCUGUGCUCCGGCUGCAGGCGGCCACUGGGCGACUCGCUGAGCUGGGUGACGAGCCAGGAGGACACCAACUGCAUCUUGCUGCGCUGUGUUUCCUGUAAUGUUGCUGUGGAUAAGGAACAGAUACUAUCCAAACGUAAAAAUGAAAAUGGUUGCAUUCUGGAGGCCCUCUCCUGCACGGGGUGCUCGCUCAGGCUUGGCUACGUGUACAGGUGCACACCCAAGAGCCUAGACUACAAGAGAGACUUGUUUUGCCUCAGUGUGGAAGCCAUUGAAAGUUAUAUUUUAGGGUCCUCGGAAAAGCAAAUUGUGUCAGAAGAUAAAGAACUUUUUAAUCUCGAAAGCAGAGUUGAAAUAGAAAAGUCUCUAAAGCAGAUGGAAGAUGUUUUGAAAGCCUUACAAACGAAGCUAUGGGAGGUUGAAUCAAAAUUGUCCUUCACCAGUUGCAAAAGCUGAAAUCUUCUAAGUGCCCCCACUCUGGACUCCCUGCUGAUGGACACUUCUUUCAUAUGUAGCAAUUCUGGUUAUCAUUUGAUUUCACCUAGAAUGGAAAGAGUUCUAAAGGGCUGUAUGUAUAUUCUCUUGUAUUGAUCAAGUGAGAAGAAUUGUAGAACUACUUUACAAUAUAAUAAAUGGUAAAGAGAUGGUUAUUUCCUGAAGUUGAAUUUUAAAGCCAUUUUAUGAUACUUGCUGAAAUUGGAAUUUAGUAGCUUUUGUGUUGAUAAGAAACUGCCAUGAUCUUUUGAACUCUUCUCUCUGUACUGAGUUCAUUAUUCAUUUCCUUUAAAAAAAUUUUCAUUCACCUUUAAUACUUUGGGAAAUAUUUAAUAUUGAAUGGCAAGAAAAUCUUAGGGGUUUUUCCUCCCACUGUGUGACUGACUCUCUCUGAAAAUGGAUGCAUAAAGCUCUCUGAAGAAACCGGUCAGUUGAAUCACUUGUCAGAACUGUUUGAAAACUUGCACAGGAGCCGAACAGCAUAGAGUCUCACGGUAGUAGAAUUCCUCUGGGUCUGUUUGUUUACUCCUGUAUGCCCCCCAAAAUCUGGAAUAGUAUUUGCCAAAGAGACCAGUAGUCAUUCUCUGAGGGCGGGGUUCUGGGGAAUUUUCAAUAUUCUGUAAUGUGAGACUUAGAGUAAGCCUGUGCUAUCUUUAAAAUCAGGAGGAGACUAAAGAUGAAAACAAAGUAUUUUAAGAUUGAUUGCAACAAAACUGAGUUGCGGUAUUUAACUGAACUCAGAAAUCCUGACGCCAUGAAAGCCUGCUCAGGAAUGUACAGGUAACCCCAGAUUUCUCCAGGCGCCUUUCUGGUUUUGGGUCCAGUUGAGGCCGCACAACAUUAGUACUCAGUAUGUAUGAGGAACUCAACUCAGUUUCUGCUCAGGAGUUCCCUACUUAUUUCUGAGAAUACUUAAAGGUAUCCCAACAAAAGGAUUGACUGACUC
Molecule: messenger RNA, 1717 nt
Organism: Lontra canadensis (Northern American river otter)
Lineage: Eukaryota; Metazoa; Chordata; Mammalia; Carnivora; Mustelidae
Gene: MIS18A
Product: MIS18 kinetochore protein A
Exons: 5
Coding region: 19-732 (237 amino acids)
Biological process (GO): chromosome segregation; CENP-A containing chromatin assembly
Cellular component (GO): chromatin; chromosome, centromeric region; nucleus
Source: RefSeq, a predicted model, not a curated record